Messenger RNA from Monomorium pharaonis (pharaoh ant), 348 nucleotides. RefSeq lists its product as uncharacterized. The record is from RefSeq and is a predicted model, not a curated record. The coding region runs from base 1 to 348 and encodes 115 amino acids. The transcript has 2 exons. Lineage: Eukaryota; Metazoa; Arthropoda; Insecta; Hymenoptera; Formicidae.
AUGUUUCAUCGUACAGCUGUCAAUCAAGUCAAAUUGAGGAAUCUGGGAAAAUCUAAAGAGACUGCUACUCGUCGUUUGAUUGAUGGAAACCUGUCAUACCAUCUCAUCACGGAGGCUGCAGUAAAGAAUGGCAAGGGUCAUCCUUUCCGCGUGACUAAAAAUGCUAAAUUGAGGCACGAGGAAUUGGAGACCCUGCUGAUUCAAAUCGAGGCUGUUUUGAAUUCACAUCUUCUCACACCGGUAUCAUCUGGGCAUUUCUUGAUAGGCGGUCCGUUAACGUCCUCUUCUGAGCUAUCAUUAAAAGAUAAAGCUACAAAUUGGCUCUCGCGAUGGCAGCAUGUCGAGUAG